AUGUUUGACAACGAGGCAUUUAUAAUUGAUGUGCAGAACGAGGAAAGUAUUUGGAAUACUGAAUCAAAACUAUACCACGAUAGGGUUGCGAGGCACGUGAGUUGGACAAGAGUAGCCAAAUCUACUUACAGUAACUUUGACAGUCUGGAAGAAGAAGACAAAAGAUCAAAACUUGCUGAAUUGCAAAAGAAGUGGAAAUCAUUUAGGGACACCUUCCGCAGGAAAUGUGUAACAAAGUCAGGUCAAGCAGUAGGAAAAUCAAAUACAUAUGUAUAUUCUCAAAUACUCGAGUUUUUAAGACCAACCAUGAAAAAUAGACUGACUGAAAGUAACAUAGAGCAUAGCGAUGAAAGUGAUGACGAUGUAGGUUUUGAAGAAAUAGAUGAAGAUAUUGCAAGAGUUACCGAAAAGUGCCCUAAACCUAACCUUACAGCCUAUAGCAACAAGGAAGAAACAAUCAGUCAACAUCAGUCAAAAAAAAUAAAAGUGGUGAAAAAACCAGCAUUUGAAGACAAUUUAAUAAAUAUUUUAAAUAACCGUCAAAAGGUCGAUGCUGAUACAUCAUUUGCACUCUCCAUAGUUCCACUCAUAAACAAUUUAAGCGAUGAGCAAAAAACUCAGGUAUAUAUAGAUAUUCUAAAAAGUAUUCAGAAAGUUAAAGAACCAAAAAAUUCUGACAUUCAAACAACAUCUAAACCUCCAAACUCUAUCCAACCUUACGUAAGCAUGUAUCCACAUGCUUAUGACCACCAUUCAAAUCCCACAUACUCAAAUAUACCUCAAUCUUAUGUAACUUCACCAGCUCUUCACCCUAACAACUCUAUACAUUUUAAUCAUCCAAAUUUCAAUCCCAUAACCCCCACAUAUUAUCCUACAACUUCUACACCUAAUCCAUCAAAUACCUCUAUACCUUAUUCAUCAAAUACUUCUGAAUGUGAAAUUCAAAAUUUAAACAUGUCAAAACCACUUUAG
Molecule: messenger RNA, 972 nt
Organism: Macrosiphum euphorbiae (potato aphid)
Lineage: Eukaryota; Metazoa; Arthropoda; Insecta; Hemiptera; Aphididae
Source: the annotation of a GenBank genome assembly